Molecule: messenger RNA, 351 nt
Organism: Cylicostephanus goldi
Lineage: Eukaryota; Metazoa; Nematoda; Chromadorea; Rhabditida; Strongylidae
Source: the annotation of a GenBank genome assembly
AUGGGAUGCAACAGCAAGAAUGAAUAUGAAAAGAAGAGAGGACUAAGAGCUUGCGACCAACCCUUACUACACUAUUUCAAGGAUCGAGUACAUAGACCACCCACGCCAGCCGUAAGCCUAACACUGGACCCAAUCACAAAAGCUCAAUCACGUGAUCUCUUUGAGUUCAGGCUACUUCUGCAGUGCUGCACAUUCGAAGGCUUACGAUUUUCUCAGAUAGUAGGUGUGACACCUAUAGGGCCCGGCGAGGCAGUGACUGGAGGAGAAGUGGUUCGUGAUGGUCGUCAAAUCUCAUUCGACGUCAUCGCUAACAUUCGGAAAGUAGUCAACACCGAUGAUCCAAGGAUGUAA